Molecule: messenger RNA, 1113 nt
Organism: Apis mellifera (honey bee)
Lineage: Eukaryota; Metazoa; Arthropoda; Insecta; Hymenoptera; Apidae
Gene: Sec22
Product: vesicle-trafficking protein SEC22b-B
Exons: 5
Coding region: 185-826 (213 amino acids)
Biological process (GO): retrograde vesicle-mediated transport, Golgi to endoplasmic reticulum; vesicle fusion with Golgi apparatus; endoplasmic reticulum to Golgi vesicle-mediated transport
Cellular component (GO): SNARE complex; endoplasmic reticulum membrane; ER to Golgi transport vesicle membrane
Molecular function (GO): SNAP receptor activity
Source: RefSeq, a predicted model, not a curated record
UUAAAAUGUUCCACAGUGACUGACGUGGUAUGUUAAGAGUGGAUCGUGGAUAUUAAACGAAGCGGUCACACCGUGGCCAGUUCUACGUAAAUGGAUUGCAGGUGGUGAAGAAUUGAUUAUUUCACAAAGAUUUUAAUAUUUUUUUCUACAUUUUUGGUGAAAAAAUUAAUUAAACUCUAUUAAAAUGGUGUUGUUAACAAUGAUUGCAAGGAUAAUAGAUGGUUUACCAUUAGCUGCAACCAUGCAAGAAGAUGAACAGACAGGAAGAAGUAUUUUGGAAUAUCAAAAUCAAGCAAAAAUGUUAUUUAGAAGAUUAGGACCUCAGUCUCCAACUAGAUGUACUAUAGAAACAGGUCCAUAUUUAUUCCAUUAUUUAAUUGAAAAUGAUGUAUGCUAUUUGGUAUUAUGUGAAAAGAAUUAUAGUAAACGGAUUGCAUAUAGUUACCUUGAAGACAUAGCACAAGAAUUUCAUUCAUUAUAUGGUAGACGUGUUAAUUCAGUUACUAGGCCUUAUAGUUUUAUUGAAUUUAAUACAUAUAUUCAAAAAGCAAAGAAAGUUUUUUUGGAUGGUAGGUCAAGAAGAAAUAUGAAUGCACUCAACAGCCAACUACAAGAUGUGCAGAGAAUCAUGGUUCAAAAUAUAGAUGAUGUUUUGCAAAGGGGUACAGUUCUUUCAGAACUAGACACAAAGACACAAAAUUUGUCCAUGUUAUCACAAAAAUAUAAAAAGGAUGCAACUUACUUAAAUAGUAAGUCUAUGUAUGUAAAAGCUGUGGCUGGACUUGUUGCAUUUUUAGUCUUCCUGUUAUAUUUUUUUAUUCUUUAGUUCUUCAAUUUAUUUGAUAUAUUAAUUAUUAUCUAAAACCUGGUUUUUAUCAUUAUUAUUCCCCAUAUUAUUUUUUUUUUUUGGGUGUAGCAAAUAUUUUUUUUCUGCGAAUUUACUUUUCCAUAUGAUAUAUUUAAAUGUUAAGUCUAUUUAAUAUUAAAAACAAUGUACAUAUAUUGUAUUCAGAGAAAUACUAGUCGCAAGGAAUAUAAUGAUAUUGAUAUCGUUCAAGAUAUGACUUUCAUAUAUUAUCAUGCAGUAAAUAUAACAGUUCUUUACAUAAUUAA